Molecule: messenger RNA, 1515 nt
Organism: Closterium sp. Naga37s-1
Lineage: Eukaryota; Viridiplantae; Streptophyta; Zygnematophyceae; Desmidiales; Closteriaceae
Source: the annotation of a GenBank genome assembly
AUGGAGGCGCGAAACGAGGCACUGAAACGAGGGAUGGUGGCGUUACAGCGGGAUAUAGAGGCACAGAGCAACGCGCUGAAACAGGGGGUAACCGUGUUACAUCGGGAUGUGGAGGCGAACAUGCUGUCGUUUCAACGAGGGGCGGAGUUCUGGCGACGUGUAGUGCACCUGUACGGCAGUUACAAGCUUUGUCAGCUCCAGGUGGCAGUGAGUGGCCAAUCAGAGGAGGAGAUAUCUGCCACGUGGCAGAGGCAGCAUGAGAGGGGAGCCGAGAUGCUCUAUGCUCUCUGCACCGACAUGAAAGGAUUCUUCCUCAAGGCGGGUCAGUUUCUAGCCAAGCCAGACCUCUCCCCACCAGCGUGGGUGUGUCGCCUCUCUGCCCUCCACGACGCUGCUCCUGCCGACCCGCUCCCCCUCGUGCUCCAGACGAUUCAAGAGGAGCUGGGGGGGAUGGGAUGGAGGGAGGUGUGGGAGUGGGUGGAGGAGACACCACUUGGGUCUGCAUCGAUUGCUCAAGUGCACAGAGGGAGGCUGAGAGGAGGCAAGGAGGUUGCUAUCAAGGUGCAACACGCAGGAGCCGAGCCCCUCAUGCUCACAGACCUCGCCAACCUCAAGGCGUUUGCUGCGUUCUUGCAGAGCACAGAGCUGAACCUGGACAUCAUGGGCGCUCUCAACGAGCUGGAGAAGCAGAUCCGGUAUGAGUUUGACUUUCGCAGGGAGGCCGCAGCCAUGGAUACCAUCCGAGCCUCGCUGGCAGGGCUUGUGACCAAGCGGCUGCUAGUGAUGGACUUAAUCAACGGCUCUCCAAUUGUGAAGAUGGAGGAAGAGAUGCGAGCCAAGGGACUCAACCCCAACGGCUACCUUGCUACCAGAGCCAAGAGCAUGGAGGAAGAGAUGAGAGCCAAAGGAGCCAAACGGAGUCAGCCUGCGUCUGUCCCAGGGCUGGUGACCCAGCGGCUGCUAGUGAUGGAUCGGAUCAAGGGCUCUCCGCUUGUGAAGAUGGAGGAAGAGAUGAGAGCCAAAGGAGCCAAACGGAGUCAGCCUGCGUCUGUCCCAGGGCUGGUGACCCAGCGGCUGCUAGUGAUGGAUCGGAUCAAGGGCUCUCCGCUUGUGAAGAUGGAGGAAGAGAUGAGAGCCAAAGGAGCCAAACGGAGUCAGCCUGCGUCUGUCCCAGGGCUGCGCCUGCUCAUCAUGGAUCGGAUCAAGGGCUCUCCGAUUGUGAAGAUGGAGGAAGAGAUGCGAGCCAAGGGCGUCAACCCCAGCAGCUACCUUGCUACCCGGGCCAAGAGUGAUGGAUCGGAUCAAGGGCUCUCCGCUUGUGAUGGCAUGGAGGAGCACAUGAGAGCCAAGGGCGUCAACCCCAACAGCUUCCUUGCCACCAGAGCUAAGGGGGUGCGAGAAACUAGUUGUUCACCCCUUUACUGCUUCGGCGAUGCGCUAGUCCAGGGCCGGUUAGAGUUGAGCGCAAUUCUGAGCCCGCCCACUCACCCGCACACUGGCGCUGGUAAGUGUUGA